Messenger RNA from Leptidea sinapis, 1937 nucleotides. RefSeq names its product 2',5'-phosphodiesterase 12. Gene Ontology annotation, biological process: nuclear-transcribed mRNA catabolic process, deadenylation-dependent decay. Gene Ontology annotation, cellular component: mitochondrion. The coding region runs from base 121 to 1881 and encodes 586 amino acids. The record is from RefSeq and is a predicted model, not a curated record. Gene Ontology annotation, molecular function: 3'-5'-RNA exonuclease activity. The transcript has 8 exons. Lineage: Eukaryota; Metazoa; Arthropoda; Insecta; Lepidoptera; Pieridae.
UUCGAAAUAAAUCUAAUAUUUCAAAUUAUAAUGUUCUCAUGAAGAACUAAUAAAUACAAAAAUGAUAACUUUAUAAGUGCGUUUCUAUAAUUUAGUUAAAUAUUUUCUGGGACCCAUAGUAUGUUUUCUAGGCUAUGUUACAGUUUUCGCAAAAUUAAUUCAUUGGUUAAUAUAUCAAAAUUAAACAGUAUAAACAUGGAAAAGUGCUAUUUUCGAUAUAUUCAGAAAGAUGAUAAAAUUGACAUAUCGUUUCUUUUCAAAGUUAAUGAUACAGUGAGGCAGUUCAAUCUUAGUAGGAAACCUACGGAGUCGUUAGAGUUGCUGUGCAGCCGUAUUGGUACAAAUGUUCAGAAAUUUAAAAGUAAAAAAUCAAAGAAGAGAGGAUUAGUAGAAAAUCAAAAUGUGAAAGUCAUGAUUUAUGAUAAUAACAACACACCUAUCCCUGAAAAACUAUCAUGCAUGGAGUUAUUCAAUACAAAUACCUCAAUAAAGUUAGACAUUGCUGAUCAACAAUACGAGGCUAUAUUUAAUGCACCAUGGAUUGUUAAUUAUGAAUUGCCAAAAAGCAUUUUAAUGGGGUUUCCAGUUUUUCCUGAAAACUUUGAGGCACACUAUACAGAUAAAAAUUUAAGUUUAUUUAAUUGGUACAGGGGAAAAGCUAUUGAUGAAAAUGGGAAGGCUAUUAAUGAUCUUCAAAUAAAAUGGGAAUUUAUUACCAAUGUAUUUUAUUAUACACCAAUGACACAAGAUGUAGGACUCAAAUUAAAACUUGAAAUUAUACCAAAGAAUUCAGAAGCAACCGGCCCCAGUGUAGAUUUGGUAUCAAAGAGUUGUGUUGAGGCUGGGCCAGGACCAUGUCCAUUUGAAACAAGACAUUUAUUCACUCAACAAAAACUAAAAGACAAAAGCUUUCGAUGUGUUUCCUAUAAUAUAUUGGCAGACCUAUACUGUGAUUCUGAUUAUACAAGAACAGUUUUACACCCUUAUUGCCCACCCUAUGCUUUGGCUCUUGACUAUAGAAAGCAGUUAAUUCUUAAGGAACUUAUGGGAUAUAAUGCAGACAUACUGUGUCUUCAAGAAGUUGAUGGGAAAGUGUUUAAUAAUAUAUUGACGAAUUUUUUGGAAAUGGAUGGCCUGAAAGGCUUAUUCUAUAAAAAAGGUAAAACUGUUUCAGAAGGGCUUGCAGUUUUUUACCGGGAUGAAAGAUUCAGGUUUUUAGAGGACAAACAAAUACUGUUAGCUGAGGCAAUACAGAAUGAGAGUUGUUUGAAGCCAAUUUGGGAAGUUGUGAAAAAUAACAGCAAACUAUCAAACAGACUUCUGGAUAGAUCAACUGUUGCUAGUGCAACUCUCUUGAAGUCUCUUGACAAUGAAAAUGAAAUUCUUAUUGUUGGCAAUACACACCUAUAUUUCCAUCCUGAUGCUGACCAUAUUAGACUAAUCCAAGGUGGAAUAGUAAUAAGCUGGCUCAAUGAUCUACUCAUCAAAUAUAAAAAUCAGAAUCCAGGUGCAAGGAUAUCGUUGAUUCUUUGUGGGGACUUUAACAGUGUGCCAUCAUGUGGUAUAUACCAAUUGUAUACUACAGGAUGUGCGCCAAGUACAUUACCUGAUUGGAAAUCGAAUGAAGAUGAAGCAGUUAAUGAUCUUGCUCUUUUCCAAGAGACAUUAUUAGGAAGUGCAGCUGGUACGCCUCAGUACACCAACUUCACAGAAGGAUUUGCUGAAUGUCUAGACUAUAUAUUUUACGAUAAGAAUAAUCUUGAAGUAGAACAGGUUAUUCCUUUUCCCAGUGUUGAAGAAUUAACACAACAUAAAGCUUUACCAAGCAUUGUUUUUCCAUCUGAUCACAUUGCUGUUGUAUCUGAUUUAAGAUACAAAUAAAAAAUAGUUAUUACUGUGUUUAAAAAUAUUAUGUAAAUAAAAAAUCUAUUAUUUAA